AUGGCUCCGGCGACCGGAUUUUCGUACCAGAGGCUGAGGAACGAAGGCAGUGGAGACGAGAAUUAUGAGUACCUAAAAGAAAUGAAGAGAGCGAUUGCUCACGUGAAGGCCAGAAUCCAAUGGUCUUCGAGGUUGAAGAGAGUGCCAUUGAGGAAGAAAUCAAAAAAGAUGAAGAUCCCAAGCUUGAGGAAGUUCAUGAGGAGAAGAGCUCGAGUUCUGAUGCUUUCAAUGGCGAAGGUUGUGAAGAGGCUCAAGGACAGCCAAUCACAUUUCGGCGAUUUGUUUGCUGGUACAGAUGGAUUAAUGUAUCUGCAAUGA
Molecule: messenger RNA, 318 nt
Organism: Lactuca virosa
Lineage: Eukaryota; Viridiplantae; Streptophyta; Magnoliopsida; Asterales; Asteraceae
Source: the annotation of a GenBank genome assembly